This is a messenger RNA of Agelaius phoeniceus (red-winged blackbird), 6645 nucleotides long. RefSeq names its product coagulation factor VIII (gene F8). Lineage: Eukaryota; Metazoa; Chordata; Aves; Passeriformes; Icteridae. Gene Ontology annotation, molecular function: oxidoreductase activity; signaling receptor activity; copper ion binding. Gene Ontology annotation, cellular component: plasma membrane. The record is from RefSeq and is a predicted model, not a curated record.
AUGGUGCUGGUGGGAGCCCUGUGCAGCCUCCUGCUCCUCUGCCUGGUUGAGGAGGGCAUCAGCAAAGUGAGAAGAUACUACAUAGCUGCAGUGGAAACCAGCUGGGACUACACACACAGCGACCUGCUGUCCGUGCUGCAAGCGCCUGCAGGCAUUUUGGGGCAUGCAGGCCCACGUGCCCCCCCAGCUGGUGUCCCUCCCCAGUACAGGAAAGCUGUUUUUGUGGAGUACCCUGAUGGCUCCUUCACACAGCCCAAGCUGAAGCCAGCAUGGAUGGGCCUCCUGGGCCCCACCAUCCGAGCAGAAGUCCAUGACACAGUGGUCAUCACCUUUAAGAACCUGGCCUCCCGGCCCUACAGCCUCCAUGCUGUUGGGGUGUCCUACUGGAAGGCAUCAGAAGGAGCAGGGUAUGAGGAUGAGACCAGCCAGCCAGAGAAGGAGGGGGACAGGGUGGAUCCUGGGAGGACACACACCUAUGUCUGGGAAAUCCAGGAAAACCAGGGCCCGACAGACGACGACUCAGCGUGCCUGACCCACUCCUACUCCUCCAACACCAACAGCGUGAAGGACAUCAACUCUGGCUUGAUUGGAGCCCUGCUCGUGUGCCGACCUGGGACCCUGGCCAGUGAUGGGAAUGAGGGCCUGCAGAAAGAGUUUGUGUUGCUCUUCGCAGUGUUUGAUGAAGGGAAAAGCUGGUACUCUGAGCAGGGCUCUGUCCCAGCAGCUGCUCAGCCCCAGGCUCACAACAGGACAGAGCUGCACACCAUCAAUGGCUACAUCAAUGGCUCACUGCCUGGUCUCACACUGUGCCUCAAGAAGCAGGUCCACUGGCAUGUGAUCGGGCUGGGCUCUGGGCCAGAAGUCCACUCCAUCUUCUUUGAAGGCCACACAUUUCUGGUGAGAAGCCACCGCCUCAGCAGCCUAGAAAUCUCCCCUGCCACCUAUCUCACAGCCCAGACCAUGCCAGGAACAGCUGGCUGGUUUCGGAUGUUCUGCCAGAUACUGUCCCAUCAGCAAGUUGGCAUGGAGGCCUUUGUGAAGGUGGAGGAGUGUCCUGAGGAACGCCUGCUGAAAACAGGGAAGCAGUUAAAUGAGCCAGAGGACCUGGAUUACCCUGAGGAAGAUGAGCAAACUUUUCACGUGAUCCAAGCACGCUCCUUUGCCAAAGACAGGCCCAUGACCUGGACUUACUACAUUGCAGCUGAGGAGAUGGACUGGGACUAUGCCCCUGUGAAGCCAGCGUCUCUGGACAGAAACAUGUCGAGCCUGUACCUGGAGCCUGGCCCACAGAGGGUGGGCUCAAAGUACAAGAAGGUGGUGUUUGUGGAGUAUGAGGAUGCUGCCUUCAGGAAGCGCAAGGUGUCCAACCAGCAGGACAAGGGAAUUCUGGGGCCUGUCAUCAAGGGGGAGGUGGGAGAUCAGUUUAAGAUCGUGUUCAGGAAUCUAGCCAGCCGACCCUACAACAUCUACCCUCAUGGCCUCACCAGUGUCAGGCCCUACUAUGCCAUGAGACGCUCACAAGAGAAAGAUGUGAAGGAUAUUGCCAUUGCCCCUGGGAAGUCAUUCACCUACAGCUGGAGUCUCACCACUGAGGAUGGCCCAACGGAGGCAGAUCCUCGCUGCCUCACCCGUUUCUACUACAGCUCCAUCAACCCCAUCAGAGACACUGCCUCAGGCCUGAUUGGGCCCCUCCUCAUCUGCUCCAAGAAGUCCAUGGAUCAGAGGGGAAAUCAGAUAAUGUCAGACAACAUGAAGUUGGUGCUGUUUUCAGUCUUUGAUGAGAACCACAGCUGGUACCUGGAGGAGAACAUCAAGAGGUUCUGCUCUGAUGCAGCCCAUGUGGAUACCCAGGACCCUCAGUUUUAUGCCUCCAAUGUGAUGCACACUAUUAAUGGCUUUGUAUUUGACAACCUGCAAACAAAACUCUGCCUGAACGACGUUGUGUACUGGUAUGUCCUGAGUGUUGGGGCCCAAACAGAUUUCCUCUCCAUCUUCUUCUCUGGAAACACCUUCAAGCGCAACAUGGUCUUUGAGGACGUGCUCACUCUGUUCCCGUUUUCUGGAGAAACAGUUGUCAUGAGCUUGGAAAAGCCAGGUGUGUGGACGCUGGGGUGCCUAAAUCCUGAUUUCAGGGACCGAGGGAUGCAUGCCAAGUUCACGGUGUCACAGUGCCAGUAUGAGCAAUACACUGAUGAGGAAGAUUAUGUGUAUUCUGAUGGGGAGGAGGUGGCCUUUGAACUCCAGCCCAGGGGCUUCUCUAAAAGAAAGAAGUCAUGUGUGAAUGAGCAACUGAACAACAUCACCUCUUCCAGAAAUGAGAUAGAGAAGACAAGAUUGUGCCUGACAGAACAUGGGGCCCUCCAGAGCAAUGGCAAGAUUUCUGAUGCCUCUUCCAAUGGCACAUCAACAUUUUUAGGAACAAUGUCAAAUCCACAUGAUAUUUCCAUGGCUCCUCUGCCAGAGACGAGCUAUGACCCAGUGUCCUAUGAGUCCUUCUUGGAAGAUGAAGAAUUGUCAAAAAUCACCAGCCAGGAGGAAGGGUUUGGAGCAGUCCCACCUGGAGAACACUUGGCGAGCGUCAGUGGAAGGGUCCAUGGUACUGUGAGCUCAGAAGAAGAUCAGCAAUGGCUGCACCAAGCCACAGCAGCUCCAGGAGAUGCUCCAGAGCUGCAGGAGCCAGUAAAAGGAAUGACAGUCCAGUCUGGUGGUAGAAUAGAGAACCUGGAAGCAGAGCCUCAAAAGACAGCUACUCAUGCAACAAGCUUGUGGGACUCCAUUGCUUAUGCUGCUAGCAAAGGCCCUCUUCAGGAGAAUGGGAGCUCAAUUCACCAGAAUGAUCUGGAGCACAACCUGGCACUUCAAGAUGUGUCUUCAAAGGGAAAAGAGGACAAGUUGCUAAAAAGGGCUGAUAAAAUAUCCUUUAACCUGUAUGAUUCAGAGGAGACAAUCAGUACAGGCCUGUCUCUAAGUAUUGAUCACAACUCUUCCUCCACAUUGAACAAUCCUUCUGCACCUCCAGAUGAGACAGAAGAUAGUAGGACUUCUCAUGCUGUGGUUCACAGUCACACCAUAGAAAGCAAUUAUUCAUCAAAUGACCUAGAUGCUAGGCUGGACAAAAGGCCUCACAAAGUGGUUUCACAAGGCUUUUACGAAACUUUUGAAGAGCAAAAUAUUUCUUUGUCAGACAAACCUGUACCAGGAGAAACCUUCACAGAUGAGAGCAACCCCUUGCCUGCAAAAAGUGGCACAGAAAAAGCCAGUGGACUUGCCAAAGGCCUUCCAGACACCACCUUUGCAAACAGCAAUGACCUUGAGCCACCCAGAUAUGUAAUGACAGAAGAGAGGGAUGAAGUAGUUUUGAAAGAAGUGUUUCAGGACGCUAAGGAAUUAGCAGAGCUGGACAGUAUUGCCCUUUCUGAAUCAAAUGUUGUGACCAAUGACACCAGGCCAUUCCCAAAUGGCUUCUUAAAGAGCUCUGAGCAGUUUCUGAGACACAGAGUUACAGCCAGAAGCCCUGACUGGAGACCAGCUAAACAAGCCAGGUCACUGGAGAGCAGAGGUUUGGGUCUUCCCAACACCAGCAGCAGAAAGCCUGUCUCUGAUGGGGCAGAGCAGGGGAACAGCCAGCCCCCUGAGACAGCAGUGAAUAAGGAAGCUCCAAAGGCGUGUGGACCUCAUUCUCCAUUUUGCAUCACUCGAUUCAAGAAGAGGUCCUUGGUAUCAAGUGACACCUUGCCCGAGGUGAUGGCAGCCCCACAAAGAUCCCUGCCCUCAUGGGGAGCACUGGGCACAGGACUAGCAGGGGCAGAGAGCAGCUCAGAAAGGCAGGGCACUGCUGAGGCUGCAGACCUGGCCUCAAACUGGGACCCAGACUCCCCAGGGGCUGUGGUGAACAUGGGGGACUUGCACAGCCCAGCUGUGCCCGAGCUGCAACCAGGCAGAGCUGUGGUGUGGGGGGCUCCUGGGAGAGAGCAAGCUCAGGGGAGAAGCCACAUGGAGGAGGAGACAAACUCUGUGGAGCAGCUGGGUCAGUCCAGUCCUGAGCCUCAGCAGCUCAAGGCCAAUGCCACGGAGGACCAUGUGCCUGGGAGAAGGUCUGGGCAAAGCCCAGAAGGAAUGUCUCUGAAAUCAGCCACCAGAGAGAACUGUUCACUGUCUCCAAGUAGUCCCCCUCUCAACAACAGCACCAGAAAGCCAGCAGAGCAUGUGCAAGACACUCCUCAUGGAUGUCAGGUGCUCGGCAGAGAAGAUGUCCUCAGAGAAAUAGGGAACAGAGAGGUGCUGGGCCUAGGAGAGCCUAAGGAGGAUGAGGAAAGCAACAGCACAGCUGGAGAGAGGAGCCACAUCCCAGGGCACAGAGAGGAACCAGCCCUGAACAAUGGGACACAUUCCAGCCCCUCAAGGACUGCCAAGACAGACUAUGAUGAGUACAGUGACACAGAGCAGACCAUGGAGGACUUUGACAUGUAUGGGGAAGAGGAGCAUGACCCACGCUCCUUCCAGGGGGAGAUGCGGCAGUACUUCAUUGCAGCAGUGGAGGUGAUGUGGGAGUACGGGGACCAGAGACCCCAGCACUUCCUAAAAGCAACGGACCCCCGGAGGAGCAGGGGGAAGCACUCCUGGCAGUACCGCAAGGUGGUUUUCCGAGAGUACCUGGACGAUUCCUUCACGCAGCCGGUGCAGCGGAGAGAGCUGGAUGAGCACCUGGGCAUCCUCGGGCCCUACAUCAGGGCAGAAGUUCAGGAUGUCAUCAUGGUGACAUUCAAGAACCUGGCCUCACGGCCCUUCUCCUUCCACUCCACACUGACAGCCUAUGAGGGCACAGCACAGCAGGGUGGGGUGGUGCAGCCUGGUGGCCACCAGAAAUACACCUGGAAAGUCCUGCCCCAGAUGGCACCAACCACGCAGGAGUUUGACUGCAAGGCCUGGGCUUACUUCUCCAAUGUGGACCUGGAGAAGGACCUGCACUCAGGCCUCAUCGGGCCUCUGAUCAUCUGCAACCGUGGGGUGCUGAGCUACGUUUCCAGGAGGCAGCUGGCUGUGCAGGAGUUCUCCCUGCUCUUCACCAUCUUUGACGAGACCAAAAGCUGGUACUUCCCAGAGAACGUGGCCAGAAACUGCCGCCCUCCCUGCCGGCUCCAGCAGGACAGCCCUGACUUCAGGAGAAACCAUUCCUUCCACGCCAUCAAUGGCUAUGUGAGUGACACCCUGCCUGGGCUGGUGAUGGCCCAGCAGCAACGGGUCCGAUGGCACCUCCUGAACAUGGGCAGCACUGAGGACAUCCACUCUGUUCACUUCCACGGGCAGCUGUUCAACGUCAGGACCAGCCAGGAGUAUCGCAUGGGAGUCUACAACCUUUAUCCUGGUGUCUUUGGGACAGUGGAGAUGUGGCCCUCACAUGCUGGCAUCUGGAGGGUGGAGUGCAAAGUGGGAGAGCACCAAGAAGCUGGAAUGAGUGCCCUCUUCCUGGUGUAUGACCUGAACUGCCAGAAUGCCCUGGGUAUGGCCUCAGGUAGCAUUGCAGACUCUCAGAUCACAGCCUCAGGGCAGUAUGGGCAGUGGGCUCCUUACCUGGCCAGGCUGGACAACACCGGCUCCAUCAACGCUUGGAGCACCGACCGCAGCAACGCCUGGAUCCAGGUGGAUCUUUUGCAUCCCACUAUUAUUCACGGCAUAAAAACCCAAGGGGCCAGACAAAAGUUCUCCAGCUUCUACAUCUCCCAGUUUGUUGUGUUCUACAGCCUCGAUGGGCGAAGGUGGAAGACAUACAAGGGGAAUGCCACGAGCACACAGAUGCUGUUCUUUGGAAACGUGGAUGCAAGUGGAGUGAAAGAGAACCGGUUCAGGCCCCCAGUGGUAGCUCGGUACAUCCGCAUCCACCCCACCCACUACAACCUGCGGGCCACACUGCGCAUGGAGCUCCUGGGCUGCGACCUCAACAGCUGCUCCAUGCCCUUAGGAAUGGAGAACCGAGGGAUCCCUGAUGAGCACAUCACUGCAUCCUCCCACAGCGCCAACAUCUUCUCCAGAUGGACACCAGCCCUGGCCCGCCUGAACCUUCAGGGCAGGACCAACGCCUGGAGGCCACAGAGCAACAGCCCCAGAGAGUGGCUGCAGGUGGACUUUGAAGUAACCAAGAAGGUGACUGCAAUCAUAACCCAAGGUGCCAAAGCUCUCUUCACCCAGAUGUUUGUGAAGGAGUUUGCUGUCUCCAUCAGCCAGGAUGGCAUGCACUGGAGCCCAGUCCUGCAAAAUGGCAAGGAGAAGAUUUUCAAGGCAAACCAAGACCAUCAGAGCACAGUGAGGAAUAGCCUGGAGCCCCCUCUCUUUGCCCGCUAUGUGAGGAUACACCCCCGCCAGUGGCACAACCACAUUGCCCUGCGAGUAGAGUUCCUUGGCUGCGACACUCAGCAGGAGUACUGAUGGCUGCAGGGCCAGGAAGGGGCACUGCCAGCCCAAGGACAAACAUCCCACCAGGCACUGAGCCCUCCCCAGGGCUGGAGCCAUCCCUCCAGGGGCCUGGCUGCCCCUGCUGCUGGGGAAGGGCUGCAGAAGUGGCUGGGUCAUUAUCUGCCUUUUCCUGUGUCUACCAGAUGCCAUAUACUCAGAUGUAAUGAUGAAGAAUUAAACAGUAAUUUUCCAGUA